CUGCAGCUGGUAUGCCUUAAUUCUGGAGUCCCUCAAUCUGUCCUUCUCCGGAGUCCGGGCGACCAGAUUUCCGUUCCGGCGUCAGCUAUUACCUUUACACCACCACCACCACCGUCACCGCCUCCACUUCCACCCAUUCCCGACCAACAUAUAUGGUUGCAGUAAAUUCUCGCGCAAACCCUAAAGCCUAAUCAAUUACGAGUAUACAUGGACUUCCAACACCAUCACGGCUAUAGCCGUCCCCCGCCGCCUCCUCCUCCGCAUCUGCCGUCCAUGACGGAUCCCCACUAUCCUCCACCACCACCGCCACCGCCGCCGCAAUCUCAGAUGCCGCCUGGUACACCACCGAACUCUUGGUACCCAUCGCAAUUACAGUACCAUCCACCUUCCCAUCAAUCUCCUCUUCCUCCCCCUCCUCCUCCUCCAUAUCAGUGGGGUCCGCCGCCACCUCCACAUCACGCUCCUUACCCUUCCCAUCCUCUUCCACAUAAUCAUUACCCUCCUCCUCCCCAGCCUCGGCCUAAUCUUCCUCAUCCAGUUCCACAAGCAUAUCCUCACGCAAACCAGGAGUGGGGGAAUACAAACUGGGGACAUCAUCAAAGUUUGGAAUACUCAGCUCACAACAAAGAAGAAGAUUGGGCUGCUAAGGCUAGGGCAUGGGCUGCUGCUAAAGCUGCAUCUGACAUCCCACAGCCACAAUUUACACAAGCUGGUAGACAUGAAGACCCAAGUAAUCACUAUGACCGGUAUCCCCAUUCUUCCGAUCCACAUUUCCAGGAUUCUCAUAAACCAAGAGUUUGGGCACCCAGCUACCAACAGCUUACGGAUGCAGUUGCACCCUCUCAUAAUGUACCAAUCGGUCACUCGCAAGACUUUUCUUAUGUUCACGAUGAGCAUUUAUCUUACACUGCUAGGGAUGAAAGUUUGACUGGUGAUCCAACAACUGCAUUGCCUCAGCAAGGAAACUCGUCUGUAAGUCAAUUAGCCAAUUGGCCGGAGGUACCUUCUAGUUAUUCUUCUAUUGCAGGUAAAGUGUUUGACUGGGGUAGUUAUUUUACAUCUUAUGCUCAUUUCCCGGAAUUCCUUACCUUUACCAGCCACUAGCUUACUAUUAACCAAAUUCCUCUCCAUUUUUCAUUGUGGUAUCCCUUCAUUCUUUGUAUCACAGUGAGCCAUUUGAGAUUCAAGAUUUAAAGUUGCAUAUUUUUUUUGUAUCCGCACACUGUUAAUUGCCUACUACCAAGGGAGAAUUAUUUGUUUUUAUAGUGUAAUUUAGCUGGCAUUAUUAUUGCUACAUGCUACACAAAAGCAAGUUUUAUUAUAUCGAUGACAAUUUCAGGAUUUUUUGCAUGUGUACCAUGCUUCUUUAUCUUGAUGUGUAUAUUGGUAGGAUCUGUUUUAGAUUUUAUGGGAGAAAAACCUUCUCUAUAUAGUUCCACAUUCAAGAAUGAAUCUUCUUAUCAUGAAAUUCAAAGAAUUGCAGAACUGCAAAGACUGCAUUUGUUGUAAUCGAGAGAUACUUUCCCAACCUUUUCUUUGAAAUAAUUCAAUUAUUUAAGAUUUCAUUUCAGACUACCAAUUAUAAGCCAUUUUACUAGUAACUGUAAUGGCAGGGGAAGAUUUUGCUGGAGAUCAAAAUGAUAGGCCAUAUAAUUCUCAAUCUUUACAUGUCACCUCUGCUGUACAGCAUAACAUAAAACCACCACCACCUGUUGGUCCUAGGUCUACAAUGAGGGAUGAGUCUCAUCACUCAUUUGGGGGACAUUUUACUGAGGCCCCUAGUAACCCAAUGGACAAACCAUUAGAGUUUGCACCACAUGUUAAUCGUGACCAUGGUUUGCAUAUGCCAUCCAAUUAUUCAUACUCUGAUUCAGUGGGCCCUUUGAAUGGUGUUGACCCUGCUUCAGAAAUGACUUCUACUUAUGCAUGGCCUCCAACUACCGUUGGGAUUGAACCUGCCAUGGUAGGGCCUUCUCCAGUUCCUGGACUCCCUGCACCAGUUUUUGGGAGGUUACCUGCACCGAACUUUCAUUCAACAGUCCCUUCUGUUGGCCCCAACUUUGGUAUCAACAAUGGACCUGCUGGUGCCACCUCCAUUGCUUUUCCUCUUGAUGGCUAUGAAAUGUCCACUGACCGCCCUAAGAAGGCUUCUGUGCCCAACUGGCUCAGAGAGGAAAUUAUUAAGAAAAAAGCUGUCAUCACUAGCUCAGCUCCUGAUCUCCAAAGGGAAGAUGUCCUCGAAGAUGAAGAUAUUAACAAGCCUUAUAGAAGAGGUGAUCAGCUAGAUAGUAAAAGCAUUGAUUCAUCAAGAUCUACCGAAGAAGAGGAUGAUGAUGAUGAGGAUGAUGCUGAUGCCGCUAGGACUGCAGCAAUAAAUCAGGAAAUAAAGCGUGUCUUGACAGAAGUCCUCUUAAAGGUAACUGAUGAACUUUUUGAUGAAAUUGCGACAAAAGUUCUUAGCGAAGAUGUCCUCAGUCUUGAAGCUGAACCAAAUUCCGCACUUUCCAGUCAUAAGGUGUCAUCGUCUGCACAUGAUGUUCUGACUCCCAAGGCUUCUGCUACGGUUCUUGUACCAUUUAAAACUAAAGAAAAUUCUGAUAGUGAUAGCAAGAAGAGUAGCUCUGGCCCCCCUGGGAAUGUGCUAGGUCUUGCAGACUAUGCAUCUGAUGGUGAUGAUAAUGAAAUCCAGAGUUAUGUUAAUGCAAAUGUCGAUAAAGUUAAUUAUGCUGAGCAGUCAAUUGUAAUAAAACCCAUAGAAGGAAAGAAGCCAAUUGAGAAUGGCAGUUCACAUGAAAAAAUUGAAAAGGAUGGUAGUAUUUCUGAUAAUGUAGAGAAUGCUAUGAAAACAAAUCCGGAUACUUUGACUGUUAGUUUUGACAAAGUUGGUACACCAUCAAGUGAUGAUAGGGCGACUAUUGAACUUGUGCGUGAAGAUUCUCGACCAUCCUCAAAGACUAAGUUAGGACUUGCAGAAGAAACUGUUGCUGAGGAAGCGGAUGUGGAAAUUGAAGGACCAAAUAAAAAUUUCGAUAGUAAAAAGAGAAAACCUGAUCAUUCUCAUAUACGGGAAGGCCAAAAUAACUCAGAUAAGAGUGGUGCUCGUUACAGCACUGCAGAUGAUAUUAGUAAAUGCAAACACAAGGACAUAGACAAUAUCAAGGACAGGACCUUCAAGACAGAAAAUGAUAACCAUAAAUAUGUCAAGGACGAAAAAACGAAUGUUCUAGACAAUAAAAAAGAUCGAGUGAAGGAUAAAAAUGUAAAGUCUGCACAAAAAGAAGAGCCUGAUUCAAGGAAAAAAGCUUCUAUUGAUACCUCAGAGAGCAAGGGGAUGACAGGCAGAGAAAACAGGUCAAGCGCUAAAGGUGAUAUUGGGAAAGGGAGAGAAAAAAACAGGGAUGAAAGGCGAGAAAAAUCUAGACGCAAAGAUGAAAGUGACUCUGGCAAACACAGGAGACAACGGUCCUCUUCUAUUGGAAGCAGGGGUAGAGAGAACAAGGAUAACUUAGUUAGCUAUCCCACUGAUUCAAAUGAUGAAUCUUCUGAUGAUUAUAAAAGGAAGCUUUAUUCAAGAAGGCGCAGAUCACCUUCACCAGUCAGGGCAAGAAAAAGACAAGUUUCGAGGUCUCCUCGUAGCAAGCACUCUCAGCGCAGGCAUUCUCCCUACUCUUCUCUUGAGCCAACCAGGUAUUCUGCUUAGUGUGUUCUUUAUAUUCGUCUAUUUCGUGAUAUUUUUGGAUAACCUACCCUCAUCCAUCAUCAUCAUCUACUGUAACCAUAUGACAGGUGAAACUCCAUAGUAGCCAAUUGUAAAAUAGUCCAUGAAAAAUACAAUCUUGUGUAUAAACUAGUUCAAGUUUUAACUGCAGGAGUAGGAGGUCCAGAUCAAGAUCUAGGUCAAGGUCUCCCAUCCGGCGGAAGAGAUGAAUGCGACUGCGUUGAAAAAAUCAACGGAAGCUGGCGAGCUAUCAGAUUUCCAGCAUGAUUGGUGGAAUUGUUUGUCCAUCAUCGCGGAAUGAUUCAAUUGGCAACGCGAAGAAGAGCUCACAGAUUUCAAUUGGGAAGGCGAAGUGUGAUAAGGCGCGGGUUAGCCGUGGAAGAGUUUUGGUUAUAUUGUGCUGUCAUUU
Molecule: messenger RNA, 4127 nt
Organism: Cuscuta campestris
Lineage: Eukaryota; Viridiplantae; Streptophyta; Magnoliopsida; Solanales; Convolvulaceae
Source: the annotation of a GenBank genome assembly